Argentina anserina (silverweed cinquefoil) is the source of this 1946-nucleotide messenger RNA. RefSeq lists its product as uncharacterized. The transcript is spliced from 7 exons. Gene Ontology annotation, molecular function: RNA polymerase II complex binding. Gene Ontology annotation, biological process: mRNA 3'-end processing. The record is from RefSeq and is a predicted model, not a curated record. The coding region runs from base 397 to 1857 and encodes 486 amino acids. NCBI's taxonomy places the organism in Eukaryota, Viridiplantae, Streptophyta, Magnoliopsida, Rosales, Rosaceae.
AGCUCAAAACCUCACUUCGUUUUCUCUCCUUUUCUUUUGCCAAACCCCAGAAACCGUUUCUAGGGUUUCUCAAAACCCAAACCAAACUCUUCCAAUUUCACUCACAGAUUCCCCAAAGUUCUAUAAUUUGCACAACGACGUCGUUUUAGCGGUAAGUUACUUGCCAAAGUUUGAUCCUUUUGUUCGAUUGGGAUUGUUUAGCCGGUGUAGCUGUAGCUAAUUGGAGCUGUUGGGGGAUUGGUUUUAGGGUUAAAACUUGGGGUUUGUUUGAAUUGAUGUAAUGGGCUUUCGGAUAUUUCGAUUUUGAAGGUGUGUAGUGUGAGUUUUAAGGGUAUUUGGUGGUCUAUUGAUUGGUGGAUUGGGUGGGGUGAAUAGGCAUUGGUAAGGUAGUAAGAUAUGAGUAGUGUAUUUAGUGAACAGAAACUUGCAGAUAAGCUCUCCAAGCUCAACAGCACCCAGCAGUGUAUCGAAACUCUGUCAAACUGGUGUAUAUCUCAUCGGAGCAAAGCAGAAUUGGUUGUUACGGCAUGGGAGAAACAGUUCCACAGUGCAAAGAUGGUGCAAAGAGUCCCUCUUUUGUAUCUUGCUAAUGACAUCUUACAGAACAGCAGGCGUAAGGGAAAUGAAUUUGUUACUGCGUUUUGGAAGGUUCUUCCAGGAGCGCUUAAAGUUAUUAAUGAAGAAGGUGAUGACCAAGGAAAAAAUGUCGUCUCUAGAUUGGUUGGGAUAUGGGAGGAAAGGAGAGUAUUUGGGUCUCGCACAAAAAGCCUCAAAGAGCUAAUGCUUGGGGACGAAGUGCCUCCACCAUUGGAGUUAAGUGGUAAAAAGCGGUUGCGUACAGUCAAAGUUUUGAAAAGAGAAUCACCCUCUAUCAGAACGAAACUGUCCACUGGAGUUGCAGCGGAGAAGAUUGUAUCGGCAUUUAACUCGGUGAUCAGUGAAAAUCCAAAUGAAGAUGCUGAGAUGAGUAAAUGCAAGUCUGCGGUUCACCAAGUAAGGAAGUUGGAGAAAGAUGUUGACAAUGCCUGUACUACUGCAAAGGAUCCAAGACGGAAAAGUUUAGCUAAAGAACUCAAAGAGGAAGAAAAUGUUUUGAAGCAGUGUUUUGAAAAACUUAAAUCAGUUGAAGCCAGUAGAGUAGCACUUGUAUCUCAACUAAGAGAAGCUUUGCAUGAACAGGAAUCUGAAUUGGAGAAAGUUCGAACUCAUAUGCAGGAGGCACAAGCACAGGCAGAAGAAGCCAGCAACAUGCGGAAACGCCUAAAUGAUGAAGAUUAUAUAUUUAAACCAUCAAGUGCUGAUAUGAAUUCCAAAGGAGGACAAACACCUGAGAUGUCAGCUGCAGCCAUCGCAGCUUUGGUUGCAGACAAGCUUGCUGCAUCUAGUUCCUCUCAAUUUAUUAUGACUUCUGUCCUUUCUAGUUUUGCUGCUGAAGAGGCAAAAAAUGCCGGCCUGAUCAAGCCCUCCACCUCUUCCACACCAAAGGGUUCUGGCACUGAUUCAAUGUCUAAACCUGAAAGGUCCACUCCAGCUUCAGAUCCAGUUGUUUUCAUGUCAACACAGCCAACUGCUGUGCCUCCAAAUCACGCAUACCAGUCAGCAAUGGUUCCGCAACAGCAGAAUCAUGUCCCAACCUCACAACCUCAGUUUCAUAUGCUUCAACACCCCUCGCAACAAUAUUUACAGCCAUCAGGUGGUGUCAUGGGCCAAUAUGGUUACGGGAAUAUUCCACCUUUGCCUCAAGGACCCCCGCCACAUAUGGUAAAUCCUAUGGUGCAUUUGUCUCAGCAGCCCUUGCAAAUGAGCCAGCAACCAUCACCAAUCACGCAGCAGCAACAGAUAAAUUAUGGUCGAUAGUUUAUUUUUAUUUGUUAAUUUGACUACUUAAACAUUAUGGUCGAUAAUGACAUAGAGCGGGAUGAUAUACCAGUAUGACUGAAUUUCUA